CACUGACAUAAAAAAUAAACAGGAUAAUAACUAAUGUAUCUUCUCCAUUACCAAAUGGUUCGAACGGAUAUGUUUACAAAUGAUAUUGAACGUGCGAACGUGUACCCGGAAGUGUAAACAUGGAAGACGGUAUACUUUCAAUCAUAGAAAACGACGAAAUUUUCUCUAAGUUUUUAAAAGAAGCGUUUGAUGUCAAGUCUCACGCAAAUCAAGCAAUACAGAGAGGCGCCAUCACAGACCAGCUAGCAAAGCUUGCAGAGGGAAUUGGGCUGUUGGACAAGGAGAUACACUCUCAGAUUGUUGCUCACCAUGAAGACCUGUUGUCUCAAGCGACUGGAGUGGAAACAUUGGAAGGGAUGCUACAAAUGAUGCAGACACGCAUACAGUCUCUGUUAUCUGCAAUGGACAGAAUUAGAAGUAAAGUGACCGAGCCUUACACAAAGAUAUUGUCGCGGACAGUUCAGCUUCGCAACUUGCAGGAGACAUGUGACCUUCUGCGGCGCAUCAUCAGAAUUCUGUACCUUUCCAAACGUCUCCAUGGUCAACUCCAGGGAGGGGCAAGGGAGAUAACCAAGGCUGCCCAAAGCCUCAAUGAGCUUGACUACAUAUGUGAGGGUGUAGACCUGUCUGGUAUAGAGGUCAUCGAGCAGGAUCGUAGAUUUGUGAAGCAGGCAAGACAGGAAGUAGAGACUCAGGCUCAGAAAAUGCUUGAACAGGGAAUGGAGUCACAGAACCAGGCGCAGGUUGCAACCUCUCUGCAAGUGUUCCACAAUUUGGGUAGCCUGCGCGAGAUUGUGGAUCGUGUGGUGAGGCUUUGUGAGUCGCACCUGGAGAGAGAUGUCACAGCCUGUCUAGAUGUCACUGCUCUGUCCUCACAGCAGACUGGACCUCAGGGAAAAGUGGGCCCAGGCAGGGCGUCCAUGCCAGUGACAGGUAACACUGCGGCAAUGCGUGCCACACUCUGGACCAACAUGGAGAAGCUCAUGGACAACAUCUACAGUGCCUGUGCACAGGUGAAUCAUCUUCAGAAGGUACUUAUCAAGAAGAGAGACCCAGUGACCCAUGUUUGCUUCAUUGAGGAGCUGAAACAGAGUGAGGCAAGUGUGCAGAUUAUGGGAGAUUUUUGGACAAACAUUACGGCACUUAUCAAGAAAAAGUUCAAGACUGCAGCAACCUCCUCCUCAUUCUUGAAACAAGCAUUUGAAGGGGAAUACCCAAAGUUGCUUCGUCUGUACAAUGACCUCUGGAAACGUCUGCAGCAGUUCAGCCUCAGUGUGGAGCUGGAUGCGGUUACCUUGGCAACUGAUCUCAUGGCAGCAGGAGACAACUCGGAUGAGGAUAUCUUCAUGCAGACGUCAAACGUUGACAAGCAGAAUAGUGCAGAGAGGUCAUUACGUGACAGCCUGUCAGACUUUGAGACGGCAUACAUCUCCAGGUCUCUGUCGAGGCUGUUUGAUCCAAUCAACCUUGCGUUCAGCACAGCCUCAUUCAGUCCACCAUCCUCUGAAGAAGUAGACAAUAUCGUUAAAACAAUAUCCAGUGAGCUCAAUGUAGCCAGUGUGGAUUCUAAGCUGUGUGUGACUGUAGCCAAGAACGUGGCCAAGACUGUGAAGAUGUUCUGUGUCAAAAGUGAACAGCUGUUGUGUACGGACGGGGAGGCCAGUCAGGUGAUUGGAGCCCCCACCCAGGGACAGUCACGGAAUGCUGCUGUGGUCAAUACCCUUUAUCAGCUGCACAUUGCCGUUUCCAAGGUGAUGGAUGGGCUGGACCAUUAUCCCCAAGAAGGCAAGGAGUCAAUUGCAGAGUCUCUGAAUGCAAUAGUGCUGCUGAUGAUGAGUGCAGUCCACCUGCUGAUGUCAUCCAUCUGUGAUGCUCUUGAGGCCAUCAUUCUCACCAUGCACCAGGAGGACUUCUCGGGGCCUGCACCCUCCAGGCAGGAGACGGAGGCCCCAUGCUCUCUGUACAUGCGAGAGCUGCAGUACUUUGUAUCACGCUGUCAGUCGGACUACCUCUCACAGUUCAUCUGUGAGCAGUUUAUAAUAGACUGUCUCCAGUCAAUCUGUUGCCGUUGCAUCGAUCUGUUCGUCCGGCAUGCAUGUCUGGUGCGCCCGCUGGGGGAUGGUGGGAAGUUACGCCUGGCUGCAGACUUUGCUCAGAUGGAGCUGGCUAUAUCACCGUUCUGUAAGCGUGCCUCUGACCUUGGCAAGCCGUACAGAUUGCUUAGAGCUUUCAGGCCACUGCUAUUCCAGAAUGUUGAUCACAUCAGUGACAGUCCAGCCCUAGGGGAGAUCAUCCCUCACAGCACUCUGCUUCACUUCCUGUUUGCCAGGGCCCCACCAGAGAUCAAGUCUCCACAUGUUACAGCCGACUGGUCCUUGAGUCGAUACUCUCAGUGGCUGGAUGAUCAUACGUCAGAAAAGGACAGGCUGACACUCAUCAAGGGUAGUCUGGAAGCAUAUGUACAGCAGGUGAAGUCUCGACAAGGGAAGGAGUUUGCCUCCAUAUACCCAGUGAUGUUAAAGAUCCUACAGAGUGGUCUUCAGACUGUGAGCUGAAAUGUGAUCAAAACAGUGUCGUUGACAUGCUAGAAAUUGUGAACCAGUCUGUGAUUUCACUUUAUAUUUCUAAUGAUCUGAAAUUUGGUGAUGAGGUUAUGUAACCCCUCCAAAAGCAUGAGUAUCAAUGAAUGUGUUAGAAUCACAUGUUAGUUACCGGUACUUAUGAGCUGAAGAUUUUUAUGGCUUUGAUUGCCGUGUGAAGGUACAUAACUCUCAUAUUGCCUGUAAGUAAGCAUACCUUGUUGUUUAUGCUUCAAAGUUGAACGUUAUAUAUCGUUAUUAUUCUAAAUAUUCUUUAUCAAAUGUGCUAUCAAAGCUGUUCAUUAAGAUUGAUAUUACAGAUUUUGGUGUUACCGUGUUUACUGAAACUGCAACAUACCAUAGUACUAAAAGAAGACACUCAAUGUAAAUGAAAGUAUUGUCCUACUUUAAAUAUACAUGUAUUCAUUGUAAAUGUAUGACGAAAUACUUGCAUUUGAUGCACUUUGUAACCGCGGUCCUUGUUUAUUUUUGGGGAUUUUAUUAACAUACAUGUACAACAUUGUUGUAUUUGAAACAUUCAUUGAUAAAUGGUGAAAAAUGCA
Messenger RNA from Dreissena polymorpha, 3142 nucleotides. Its product is annotated as conserved oligomeric Golgi complex subunit 5-like. NCBI's taxonomy places the organism in Eukaryota, Metazoa, Mollusca, Bivalvia, Myida, Dreissenidae. Gene Ontology annotation, biological process: intra-Golgi vesicle-mediated transport. The record is from RefSeq and is a predicted model, not a curated record. Bases 120 to 2555 code for a protein of 811 amino acids. The transcript is spliced from 21 exons. Gene Ontology annotation, cellular component: COG complex.